UCCCGUCGCGCCCUCCUCUUUCAAGCCUCCCCCACAAAAAACACACAGGCAAGGAGAGAUCGAAUCAUCGAAGCAGAGGAGAGCUCUGCUCGGGGUCGCGACAAAAAGCUUUCCAGAAUGGCGGUGCUGCUGCGCCCGGCGGCGAUCGCCGGCGGCCGGCAGGUGUGGCCGGUGGCGGAGGAGGCCGGCGAGGCGGACGCGUCGCAGCGGCUCGUGGAGGCGGUGGCGCGCGGCGACGCGAGGGAGGCCGGCGAGCUGCUCGCGUCCGGGCGCGCCGACGUGAACUACGCCGGCGUGGUCUGGCUCGACGCGCGGCGGGUGGCGGAGGCGGCGCUGCGGGAGGGCGCCGCCGCCGAGCUGCGCGCCUCGCGCGAGGAGAUCCGCGCCGACGUCUCGCCGCUCUUCCUCGCCGCCGGCAACGGGGACGUCGCGCUCGUCCGCGCGCUGCUCGCGAAGGGCGCGGACGUGAACGGCAAGGUGUUCCGUGGGUACCCGACGACGGCCGCGGCGAGGGAGGGGCGCGCGGAGGUGGCGGAGUUGCUGGUGCGCGCGGGGGCGUCGCAGCCGGCCUGCGAGGAGGCCAUCGUGGAGGCUGCGCUGCAGGGCCAGGCUGCCCUGGCCGCCAUCUUCAUGUGCUCCGACCUCGUCCGCCCGCGCGUCGCCGUGCACGCGCUCGUGUCCGCCGCCGCCCGAGGCUUCGUCGACGUGGUCGACACGCUCGUCGAGUGUGGAGCAGAUACUAACACGACGUCCCGGGUGCUUCUGCGGUCUCUGAAACCCUCGCUGCAUCUCAAUGUCGACUGCACAGCGCUCUUCGCCGCAAUCGUGAGUCGGCAAGUCGCCGUCGUUCGUCAGCUUCUUCAGAUUGGCGUAAAGAAGGAUUCCAAGGUGAGGCUGGGAGCGUGGUCCUGGGACGCGGCCACCGGCGAGGAGCUGCGCGUCGGCGCCGGCCUCGCGGAGCCCUACGACGUGGCCUGGUGCGCCGUGGAGUACUACGAAUCUACCGGCUCCAUCCUCCGCUUGCUCCUCCAGAACGGGUACUCCUCCGGCGCCACGCACCUUGGCCGGACGCUGCUCCACCACGCCAUCCUCUGCGGGAGCGUCGGCGCCGUCGAGACGCUCCUGGCGGCUGGUGUGGACUGCGAGGCUCCCGUGAAGACGUCCAGGAGCACCAGGUCCAGGCCGGUCCACAUGGCCGCGCGCCUCGGCCAGCCGGAGAUCUUGCAGAUGCUGAUGGACAUGGGCUGCGACGUCAACGCGAGGGGGGAGGCUGGCGAUGUCGCUGUCAUCCUAGCCUCCCGCCACAAGCGCGAGGAUUGCCUCAGGGUCCUCGUGUCCGCCGGAGCAGACCUCGCGCUGUUGAACUCGGCCGGCGAAUCCGCGGCUUCCGUAGCUUCUUCUGCAGGAUGGAAGACGGGCUUUGAACGUGCCGUUCUUGCUGCGAUUCGGUCUGGGAUCGUCCCUCUGUCCAGCGACCCAAACGUGUUCUCGCCGAUGAUGUUCGCGGCGAGCUGCGGUGAUGCCGCUUCGUUCGAGGUGCUGAUGGCUCAGCCGGACGUGGACGUGGACGAGCAGGAUGCCGACGGGUGCUCGCCCAUGAUGGUUGCCGCCAUGGAGGGCAACGUUGACGCCUUCCGUGCCUUGGUCUUCGCAGGCGCCAACGUGAAGCUGAGCAACAAGCGCGGCGAGACGGCCAUUGGGCUGGCACAGCUGAGCAAGAAGAGGGACCUGUUCGAGCAGGUCAUGCUAGAGUUCGCCCUGGAAAAGGGCAUGCCCGCCGGAGGCUUCUACGCCCUGCACUGCGCUUCCCGGCGUGGUGACGCCGCUGCGGUGCACCACCUGGCGAGCACGGGCUACGACGUCAACAUCCCAGACGGCGACGGCUACACCCCUCUCAUGCUGGCGGCCAGAGAAGGCCACGCGGCCGUGUGCGAGCUCCUCAUCUCCCACGGCGCCAGGUGCGACAUCAAGACCACGCGGGGCGAGACGGCGCUAUCCAUGGCGCGGGCGGCGCUGGCCACGGCACCCUUCAACAAGGCUGAGGACGUGAUCAUGGACGAGCUGGGCCGGCAGCUGGUCCUCCAGGGCGCGCACGUGGCAAAGCACACCAAGGGCGGGCGCGGGAGGCCGCACGGCAAGUCUCUGCGGAUGGUCGCCGCCAUCGGCGUGCUCCGGUGGGGCGGAUCGAGCCGGCGCAACGUGAUGUGCAAGGAAGCCGAGGUCGGUGGCAGCUCGGCGUUCCAGAGGCACCGACAGCGGAAGGGCCGCGGCAACGACGCCUACACGCCCGGGCUGUUCCGCGUCGUGACGACGACAGGGAAGGAGUUUCACUUCGUGUGUCAGGGCGGUGAGGAGGAAGCGGAGCUGUGGGUGCGGGGCAUCAGGGCGCUGACCAGGGCCGUGUUCGGCAAGCGGGGGAAUUAGGUAGUGUCAUGGUGGUGCCUUUGCUCUCUCUCCGUAGGCGUCGGUAGUUUGCAGCAAGCGUGCCUGUAAAGUGUAGGGGACGUAGAGCGGGUGAUGCGUGGAGUGGGUGUGCUGGCCUUCAGCUCGAAGGCUUUUGCCAAGUCGCCAUGAUGUUUUUGGUUCAGGGCCUGGGGUUUGUAUAUAGCUCUUGCAUGGAAGUUUUCUUCGCUAAGUUGCUUUAGCUACUUGUAGCGGCCUUCACUCUGAAUUUCUCUCGACAUGUUAGAAGUUCGCCAUUUCACCUGUUUCGUUUCUGGAGCGUUCUUCA
Molecule: messenger RNA, 2731 nt
Organism: Brachypodium distachyon (stiff brome)
Lineage: Eukaryota; Viridiplantae; Streptophyta; Magnoliopsida; Poales; Poaceae
Product: ankyrin repeat and KH domain-containing protein 1
Exons: 4
Coding region: 118-2424 (768 amino acids)
Molecular function (GO): protein binding
Source: RefSeq, a predicted model, not a curated record